Messenger RNA from Naumovozyma dairenensis CBS 421, 954 nucleotides. RefSeq names its product S-methyl-5-thioadenosine phosphorylase (gene MEU1). Bases 1 to 954 code for a protein of 317 amino acids. NCBI's taxonomy places the organism in Eukaryota, Fungi, Ascomycota, Saccharomycetes, Saccharomycetales, Saccharomycetaceae. Gene Ontology annotation, biological process: nucleoside metabolic process. Gene Ontology annotation, cellular component: cytosol. The record is from RefSeq and is a predicted model, not a curated record. The transcript has a single exon. Gene Ontology annotation, molecular function: S-methyl-5-thioadenosine phosphorylase activity.
AUGACUGUUACUGAGUUACCUUCCGUUUUUGAUGGAUCUAUCGAUCUCGGUAUCAUUGGUGGUACCGGUCUUUAUAAAUUAGACUGCUUAAAACCUAUUGCUGUAUUACCACCUGUACAAACACCAUGGGGAACGACAUCUUCACCUAUCACAAUCUCCAAGUUUGUUGGUAAUGAAUCAUUCCAUGUUGCGUUCAUUGCCAGACAUGGGUUACAUCAUGAAUACCCUCCUACAAGAGUGCCUUUUAGAGCUAAUAUGGCAGCUUUGAAAAAUUUAGCUUGUAAAGCUGUCUUAUCGUUUAGUGCAGUGGGAUCAUUACAAGAACAUAUUAAACCUAGAGAUUUUGUUUUACCUCAACAAAUUAUUGAUAGAACAAAGGGAAUCAGGCAAUCAUCUUAUUUCAAUGAUGAAGGUUUGGUUGGUCAUGUUGGGUUCGGAAAUCCAUUUUCCCAAAAAUUUGCUGAAUUUAUUUAUAAAUUUAAAGAUACCUUAACGAAUAUUGAUACAAAUGAACCUUGUACUCUACAUUACGAUAGCGAUUUAACUGUCAUAUGUAUGGAGGGACCACAAUUCUCAACAAGAGCUGAAUCGAAAAUGUAUAGAAGCUUUGGAGGUGAUGUUAUUAACAUGAGUGUUAUCCCUGAAGCCAAAUUAGCCCGCGAAUGUGAGUUACCAUACCAAAUGAUUUGUAUGUCUACUGAUUAUGAUGCCUGGAGAGAUAAUGAAGAACCUGUCACUGUCGAAACCGUUGUCGGUCACUUAUCAAACAACGGUCAUAACGCUAAUGUUUUGGCAUCCAAGAUUAUUAAUGAAAUGGCCAAUAAACUGCCUGAAUUUAUGUUGAAUGGGGAUGGUUUAAAAGGUUCAAUUAAAAUGUCUAUUUCUACCAGACCAGAAGCCAUGUCAAAGGAUACUUUAGAUAAACUAAACUUUUUGUUCCCUGACUAUUGGUAA